This is a messenger RNA of Galeopterus variegatus (Sunda flying lemur), 2043 nucleotides long. It is a transcript of the gene ALG8, whose product is annotated as ALG8, alpha-1,3-glucosyltransferase. NCBI's taxonomy places the organism in Eukaryota, Metazoa, Chordata, Mammalia, Dermoptera, Cynocephalidae. Gene Ontology annotation, cellular component: endoplasmic reticulum membrane. The record is from RefSeq and is a predicted model, not a curated record. The transcript has 13 exons. Gene Ontology annotation, molecular function: dolichyl pyrophosphate Glc1Man9GlcNAc2 alpha-1,3-glucosyltransferase activity. The coding region runs from base 59 to 1639 and encodes 526 amino acids. Gene Ontology annotation, biological process: protein N-linked glycosylation.
GCAUGCGCGGGAGCCUGGAUUUGGCUCAACUUGGCCGGAUGCGGGCGGUGCUGCGGCAAUGGCGGCGCUCGGAGGUGCAACGGGUGGUGGAAAUUGGUUUUCGGCUUUGGCGCUCGGGGUGACUCUCCUCAAAUGCCUUCUCAUCCCCACCUACCAUUCCACAGAUUUUGAAGUACACCGAAACUGGCUUGCUAUCACUCACAGUUUGCCAAUAUCACAGUGGUAUUAUGAGGCAACUUCAGAGUGGACCUUGGAUUACCCCCCUUUUUUUGCAUGGUUGGAGUAUGUGCUGUCACAUGUUGCCAAAUAUUUUGAUCAAGAGAUGCUGAAUGUCCAUAAUCUGAAUUACUCCAGCCCACGGACCAUACUUUUCCAGAGAUUUUCCGUCAUCUUUACAGAUGCACUCUUUGUGUAUGCUGUCCACGAGUGCUGUAAAUGCAUCGAUGGGAAAAAAGCAAGUAAAGAACUUACAGAGAAGCCAAAGUUUAUUCUAUCAGUAUUACUGCUAUGGAACUUCGGGUUGUUAAUUGUGGACCAUAUUCAUUUCCAGUACAAUGGUUUUUUAUUUGGAUUAAUGCUACUCUCCAUUGCACGAUUAUUUCAGAAAAGGCAUAUGGAAGGAGCAUUUCUCUUUGCUGUUCUCCUACAUUUCAAGCACAUCUAUCUCUAUGUAGCACCAGCUUAUGGUGUAUAUCUGCUGCGAUCUUACUGUUUCACUGCAAAUAAACCAGAUGGGUCUAUCCGAUGGAACAGUUUCAGCUUUGUCCGUGUUAUUUCCCUGGGACUAGUUGUUUUCCUAGUUUCUGCUCUUUCAUUGGGUCCAUUCCUAGCCUUGAACCAACUGCCUCAAGUCUUUUCUCGACUCUUUCCUUUCAAGCGAGGCCUCUGCCAUGCGUAUUGGGCUCCAAACUUCUGGGCUUUGUACAACGCUUUGGACAAAGUGCUGUCUGUUAUUGGUUUGAAAUUGAAACUUCUUGAUCCCAACAAGAUUCCCAAGGCCUCAAUGACAAGCGGUUUGGUUCAGCAGUUCCAACAUACGGUCCUUCCCUCAGUGACUCCCUUGGCAACCCUCAUCUGCACUCUGAUUGCCAUAUUGCCCUCUAUUUUCUGUCUUUGGUUUAAACCCCAAGGGCCCAGAGGCUUUCUCCGGUGUCUGAUUCUUUGUGCCUUGAGCUCCUUCAUGUUUGGAUGGCAUGUCCAUGAAAAAGCCAUACUGCUAGCAGUUCUUCCAAUGAGCCUUUUGUCUGUGGGAAAAGCAGGAGAUGCUUCAAUUUUUCUGAUUCUGACGACAACAGGACAUUAUUCCCUCUUCCCUCUGCUCUUCACUACACCAGAGCUUCCCAUUAAAGUCUUACUCAUGUUACUAUUCACCAUCUAUAGUAUAUCCUCACUGAAGACUCUAUUCAGAAAAGAAAAACCUCUUUUUAAUUGGAUGGAAACUUUCUACCUCUUUGGCCUGGGGCCUCUGGAGGUCUGCUGUGAAUUUGUAUUUCCUUUCACCUCAUGGAAGCUGAAGUACCCCUUUAUCCCUUUGUUACUGACCUCAGUGUAUUGUGCAGUGGGCAUCACAUAUGCUUGGUUCAAACUGUAUGUUUCAGUAUUGACUGACCCUCCUGUUGGCAAGACAAAGAAGCAAUGAAUAAAGGAACUGCUUGGAUGUAUGCCAAGCAAUUAUUUCAUGGAAAAUUAAUCAGAACUUGAAGAAAGUUGCUGGUGUCAUGAGCCAUUCAUUUCAGUAGAUCUGUUUGGAGAACCAUUCUUCUAAAGUUGGUCUUGCCCAGCCUAGCAACAUGAUUGUCACCAUGGUGAGAAGCCACUUGCCCUCCAUAAGCAGUGAAACAUCUGAGAAAGAUCUCGCCUUCCCCUCUUAAAAUUGUCUGAGAUCAUUCAGACUGCUGUACUCACUCAGGGCAAACAUGGAGUCUGAUUAACAGCAUAAUUACGUGAGCCUAUGCUAACCACAGUCAGAAUAUAAGGCAUAAUUAGAAUACUUUGCUAAGGGAAAUAUAAAUAAAAUGCCAUUUUUUAUUUCUGCACAAAAAA